AUGGAAGUUUAUCAUGUCAAUCAACGGGAUGAAAUUAGAAGAGCCUACUUGCAAAAAGGACCAUGUCAACCUCGAGAUCAUUCUUUCCAACAAAGAGAUAUUGGAGGCUUACCUUUUCGAGGUCAUGAUGAAAGUGAAGACUCGAUUAAUAGAGGUAACUUUCUUGAACUUCUUCAGUUCUAUGCUGAUCGAAAUGAUAAAGUAGGUCAUGUUGUAUUAAAGAAUGCUCCAAAGAAUUCACAAAUGACAAGUAGUUCAAUUCAAAAGGAUAUUGUACAUGUUGCGGCAAAGGAAACUACUAAGGUUAUUGUGAAAGAUAUCGGAAGUGAGUUCUUUGCAAUUUUAGUAGACGAAUCACGUGAUGUGUCUUGUAAAGAGCAAAUGGCAUUGGUUUUACAAUUCGUGAAUAGUCAAGGGGUUGUUGUGGAGAGAUUUAUUGGCAUAAAACAUUUACAAUUAACACUUGUGUUUGUUGCAAAGAAUCACCCAGACAUUAAUGACUUUUUUGACUUGAUUUCUCGUUUGUUAAACAUGAUUGGUUCUUCUUAUAAACGUCGAGACAAAUUAAGAGAGACACAAGCAACAAAAGUGGUAGAAGCAUUGGCUACAGGCGAGAUUCAAAGUGGUACGGGUUUGAAUCAAGAAGUUGGUAUCAAACGACCUUGUGAUACUCGUUGGGGUUCUCAUUUUGGUUCACUCUUAAAUAUCAAGAGAGUGUAUUCUUCAAUUUGUGAAGUACUUGAAGACGUUAAAGUUAAUAGUAAUUGUCAAGAUCAUAGAGCAGAAGCAUGUCGUCUCCUAAAUGAUGAAAGGUUUAAAAACUUGAAGGGAAUUGGAAACUUGGCAAAGAUGAUGGUUGAAACAAACAAGCAUACAAUAUAUCCAAUGGUAUAUCUUCUACUAAAAUUAGCAUUAACAUUGUCAGUUGCAACAUCCACUGUGGAACGUGCAUUUUCCGGAAUGAAGUUGAUAAAGAACAAUUUGCGUAAUAAGAUGAGUGAUCAGUUUAUGAAUGACUGUCUAGUAUCAUAUAUUGAGAAAGAUGUGUUAGAUAGUAUUAGCAAUGACAUAAUCAUAGAUUUUUUUAGAAAAAUGUCAACUCGUCGUGAACAAUUGUAA
Messenger RNA from Lactuca sativa (garden lettuce), 1119 nucleotides. The record is from RefSeq and is a predicted model, not a curated record. NCBI's taxonomy places the organism in Eukaryota, Viridiplantae, Streptophyta, Magnoliopsida, Asterales, Asteraceae.